Arabis nemorensis is the source of this 1077-nucleotide messenger RNA. The record is from the annotation of a GenBank genome assembly. Lineage: Eukaryota; Viridiplantae; Streptophyta; Magnoliopsida; Brassicales; Brassicaceae.
AUGGAAGUACUUGACGACAGGUUCGAAUUCGAUCCAGAAGAGUGUAAUGUUGCAGCAGGGAAAUGGGUUUACAAUAGCUCAGCCAAGCCACUCUACACCGAUGAAUCAUGUCCGUACAUCGACCGUCAAUUCUCUUGUAUGAAAAACGGAAGACCGGAAACUGAUUAUCUUCGGUGGGAAUGGCAGCCUGAUGACUGUACAAUUCCACGAUUUAGUCCCAAGUUAGCAAUGAACAAACUCAGAGGAAAAAGAUUGCUUUUUGUGGGAGAUUCAUUGCAACGAAGCCAAUGGGAAUCGUUCGUGUGUUUGGUGGAAUCAAUAAUACCCGAAGGAGAAAAAUCAAUGGAGCGUCGUAGCAAAAAGUACUUUGUCUUUAAAGCAAAGGAAUACAAUGCGAGUAUAGAGUUCUACUGGGCACCGUUUAUCAUCGAAUCGAACACAGAUUUGCCUGUGAUUUUGGAUAUGAAGAAAAGGAUAGUGAAAGUGGAUUCAGUGGAAGAUCGAGCUAAGUUUUGGGAAGGAGCUGAUAUUUUGGUUUUCAACACUUACGUUUGGUGGAUGAGUGGUCUUAAAAUGAAAGCUUUGUGGGGCUCUUUUGGAAAUGGAGAGAGAGGUGCGGAGUCCCUAGACACACCAGUGGCUUACCGGUUAGGGCUCAAGACAUGGGCUAAUUGGGUUGACUCUACCGUUGACCCUAACAAGACCAGAGUCUUCUUCACCACCAUGUCUCCUACUCAUUCUAGGAGUGCAGAUUGGGGGAAGCCAAACGGCACGAAGUGUUUCAACGAAACAAAGCCUAUAAAAGAUAAAAGGUUUUGGGGAACUGGCUCCAACAAACAGAUGAUGAAAGUUGUAUCAAGCGUCGUGAAGCACAUGACCACGCACGUGACUGUCAUCAACAUCACGCAACUCUCUGAGUACCGCAUCGACGCACACACAUCAGUCUACACCGAGACAGGUGGCAAGAUCUUAACGGCUGAGCAGAGAGCUGAUCCAAUGCGGAACGCUGAUUGUAUACAUUGGUGUCUACCUGGAUUACCCGAUACAUGGAAUCGGAUCCUAUUGGCUCAUUUGUAA